Molecule: messenger RNA, 2473 nt
Organism: Pelobates cultripes (western spadefoot toad)
Lineage: Eukaryota; Metazoa; Chordata; Amphibia; Anura; Pelobatidae
Source: the annotation of a GenBank genome assembly
AUCAUGUGAAGAGCUGGAGGAGGGAGAUAGAUACAAGGUAACAAGGAGAAGAGAGCAGACACGGAGGAGGAGUGGGCUUUCGAAUGUGGCAGACACCCUUCUUGUCUCACUCAGGAGUUCCCACUGCACACUCACCAACGCCUUCCCCACUGCUUGACCUGCUGGAGCCUCUACCAGAGCUUGGUAGCCCCAAGGACCCAUUGUGGAGCUGGCUCCCGGUUUUCAGACAUGCACCUUGGGUGAGGCUGCCUGGGAGGAGGGAGCAGACACACUGCACUAGGGGUUUCUCCUCUUGCAAGGGAUUCUCCAUCCCUCCUCCCUUCUACUGAGAGUGCCCAUUGCCCACACUGCCUGGACAUGCAUGGGGUGACCAUCACUGGAGGGCAUCACGUACAGGGCAUACAUUUGUUCUGCUUUUACUGAACCACUCAGCAUGGGGAAUAUUUCAUCCAACAUUUCUUCCUUCCAGUCCCUGCACAUUGUCAUGCUUGGACUGGACUCUGCAGGGAAAACCACCGUCCUUUACCGACUCAAGUUCAACGAGUUCGUCAACACUGUGCCCACUAUUGGCUUUAACACCGAGAGGAUUCGACUGAGCAACGGUGCGGCCAAAGGGAUCAGCUGCCACUUCUGGGAUGUAGGGGGGCAGGAGAAGCUGCGUCCGCUCUGGAAGUCGUACAGUAGAUGCACAGAUGGUAUCAUUUAUGUGGUGGACUCUGUGGACGCAGACCGGUUGGAGGAGGCCAAGACUGAAUUGCACAAGGUGACCAAGUUUGCCGAGAACCAAGGAACCCCACUUCUGGUGAUUGCCAAUAAGCAGGACCUACCCAAGUCUUUGGCAGUUACCGAGAUUGAGAGACAAUUGGCACUGCAGGAGCUGAGCCCAUCUACCCCGUACCAUGUCCAGCCAGCCUGUGCCAUUAUUGGAGAAGGGCUCACAGAAGGCAUGGACAAGUUAUAUGAGAUGAUACUAAAAAGGAGGAAGACUCUAAAACAGAAGAAAAAGCAGCGAUAACACUGGACGAGGAGAGGGUUGUACGCAAUGCCUACCAAAGAUGUCAGUGUUACGUGCCCACCUCAUAGUGGACACCACUAUUUUUUGACAUGUUUUGCCCUUAUAGGACACCAAUGGUAGGGAUUUACAAAAAAACGUGAAGGGCCUAUUUCUACUAUGGCUGUGCAGGGCAGGACCCUGCCAUUAAUUUUCUGUAAUGCUGAAGGAGAUACUGUGGCAUUGCAGAGCAAUAUAUGCCAUCUGAUCCUUUAGAACAAUGAAUAUAAAAAAAUAGAAAUGGAAUCAUGGAUGGAACAUAACUAACAGAUACAUUGUUUGAAGGGACAGAUGCAUAAUUCACUGUGUAUAGUUAAUCAUCCUGCCACAAAUAAAGGAAACUUGAAGAUUAUCACUGCAGACUGUUGAUCUGUCCUGGUGUCAUGUCCUUUAAGGGAUGGUGCUUGGUUUGCAGGGGCCAAUGUGGCUUCCUGCUCUGAACUGAUUUCAGCCCCUCUGACAUCUGUGCCUGGUGUUCAUUUUAAUAUCCUCCCAAUCUCUGCACUGUCUCUCCCUCCCUCCAUCUCUUGUUAAAUAUUCAUUAGCAGAGCAAUAUAGUGCUCUGCGAGCAUUUUCUCACAGGGAAUGGGUUAAUCUUGUUCUGAAAGGGGUUAUGGGUGAGGGGUGUCCAUCAUGAAAUCUUCCUGUGCUCAUUCCGCUGCAUGAGAUUAAUAUGUGAGAUUAUUAAGGCUGGCUGCACUGAGCCUCCAAUUUCUUUGCAAGAAAUGCUAAUAUGACUGUUACAUUUUAAUUAAUUUGUCUUGUCUUUUCAAUGUUUAAUUCCGUUGUUACAUCUUUGCCAUUCCAAUGUCACGGGAAACCAGAGAUCCAUGAGAUGGGCAACCUCCAUCACUAUAGCUCUUACACUACAAUUCCCCAUCAUGCUUCAGACAUAAAUUGUACAGUAGCUAAAAUGAUGUAGGUUGCCUCUCCCUGGACUAGACAUUCUGGUUAUUUCAUUUUUUUUGGUUACUGGGGAGGGUCAGGAGGCCUAGCAUGGAGCCUGUGCAUUAUUGGCAGCUGCCUUUUCUCCUCAGUCUCACGUGUUCUUUCUAUAUGAAUGUGUUCAGUUCAUUUGGGAGGUGUCAGAGCUGUGCGGCCUCUCCCUGCGUCCAUGCUCAGCCUAUUUUAGGCAGUGUCAGCAAUCUUUCUACUGUGUCCAGGCACAGUCCAUUAAGGCGAUAUCAGUGGUCUGUCUGCUGUGUUUUUAUGUCCAUAUGUCCAGCUGUGUUUACACUGGUGAUGAAAUAAAUAAAAUAUGUUUUACAAAACAAAUCUCUAAUUUAAGUACGGUAUGUGAAUUGCUGCAAUGAUAACAGGUGAGCAUUGCUAAAAUGGCUGACUUCAGCAUCUUUCAUGGUAAAGAUUAGAGUGGGUUUUUUUAGGGUUCUUAAUAUUAUGUGUGCCAGAGGUGAUAGGGCU